Molecule: messenger RNA, 2029 nt
Organism: Musa acuminata AAA Group (dessert banana)
Lineage: Eukaryota; Viridiplantae; Streptophyta; Magnoliopsida; Zingiberales; Musaceae
Product: ATP sulfurylase 2-like
Exons: 5
Coding region: 192-1733 (513 amino acids)
Biological process (GO): sulfate assimilation
Molecular function (GO): adenylylsulfate kinase activity; sulfate adenylyltransferase (ATP) activity
Source: RefSeq, a predicted model, not a curated record
UGGUUUCGUACCUGUGGCUCCUGCCGCCAGCCCAACCUGCAUCAACAUGCGGUUCCCAUUCGACUUCCCGAAAAGGCGAGAUUCGUUUCGACUCCAAGAAGCCCUUACCGACAUGAUUUGAGUUUCCAAUUAGAAUUCCGCGUCCCCUAUUUUGGAGCCACCACGAUAGGAUCUCCACACCCGCUCAAGACAUGGCUCUCUCUACCUCAAAUUCCGUUUCCAUAGCCCAAAACUUCCAUCACGACCUCCCUUCUCGUGCUUCCUUCAUAAGAACAACAACAUUAUCAAUUUUGAAAACAAGAAGAAGAAGAAGAAGAAGAAGAGACAGAAGUGGCACCCAAGCCCAUCAGCUGCUUGUGAUAGUGAAUCCUUUAUGCGACUCUAAUCCGCUAACCUGUCGUCUUCCUCGCUCCUCUUUUUCCCCGAUGCAAGACACUUCUUCCUCUUCUACUUAUUCGCCGCGUGCGACAGUUCGGAGCUCGCUGAUCGAGCCCGACGGCGGCGCGCUCGUGGAGUUGGUGGUGCCGGAGGCCGAGCGUGCCGCGAGGCGGGCGGAGGCGCCUCGAUUGCCUGCGGUGAGGAUCGGGCCGGUCGACCUGGAGUGGGUCCACGUGGUCGCGGAUGGGUGGGCGAGCCCACUGAGGGGGUUCAUGAGGGAGGCGGAGUACCUGCAGAGCCUGCAUUUCCGCUCGCUCCGACUCGCUGAUGGCUCCGUCGUGAACAUGUCUCUGCCGAUCGUUCUCGCGAUUGGGGACGAGGAAAAGGAGGCCAUCGGGAAAGCGCCGGAUGUCGCUCUGACUAGCCCCGGCGGCGAUUUUGUUGCCAUUCUCAGAAGAAUUGAAAUAUACAAGCAUAACAAAGAAGAAAGAAUUGCUAGAACAUGGGGAACAAUAUCUCCUGGGUUACCCUAUGUUGAGGAGGUAAUUAUCCGGGCUGGAAAUUGGUUGAUCGGUGGGGAUCUUGAAGUGUUGGAACCAAUCAAAUACAAUGACGGUCUUGACCAAUACAGGCUCUCUCCUCGAGAAUUACGCAAGGAAUUCGACAAACGUGAGGCUGAUGCUGUAUUUGCUUUUCAGUUGAGGAAUCCUGUACAUAAUGGCCAUGCCUUGUUGAUGAAUGACACCCGUAGGCGCCUCUUAGAUUUAGGCUAUAAAAAUCCUUUAUUACUACUUCAUCCUUUAGGAGGUUUUACCAAGGCAGAUGAUGUGCCCUUGUCUGUGAGGAUGGAACAACAUAGCAAGGUUCUAGAAGAUGGAGUCCUUGACCCUAAGACAACCAUUGUGGCAAUCUUUCCUUCUCCUAUGCAUUAUGCAGGGCCAACAGAAGUACAAUGGCAUGCUAAAGCACGGAUUAAUGCAGGUGCUAAUUUCUAUAUUGUUGGUCGUGACCCUGCCGGAAUAAGUCAUCCAACUGAGAAAAGGGAUUUAUAUGAUCCUGAUCAUGGGAAAAAAGUAUUAGGCAUGGCUCCAGGCUUGGAGAAACUUAAUAUUUUGCCUUUCAAGGUAGCAGCUUAUGACACUGUGGGAAAGAAGAUGUCAUUUUUUGAUCCUUCUCGUGCUCAAGAUUUUCUCUUCAUCUCAGGAACUAAGAUGCGUACGUAUGCUAGAAUUGGGGAGAACCCUCCUGAUGGUUUUAUGUGCCCUGGUGGAUGGAAUGUUUUAGUGAACUAUUACCAGAGCUUGCAAAAGGAAGAAACAGGAAAAGAAUCUGCUGUUGUGUCUCUCAAAUCAUAGUAAACUGAUGGCAUGCAUGAACAUUGGGAUGGUGAUUUGCCACGCUCGUAGAUCAGAAUAUCCCAUUAAGCAGAGUUUAUUUCUUUGGCAAUUUGGUUUUGUUGCUUUUGGUGUCUGUCCCAAACUGAGCAUCUGGUUUUUUCUAUCAUCCAUUGAAGUUCCUUUAGGAAUACUGUCAAGUUAAGAUAUUACAGUCAAAUCGAAUUUACAGACAACUGGUUCUUGCAGUAUAGGAGAGGAGGGAGACAUUUGUUGUUCUAUCCAAUCGAAUUAUUAUGCUCGCUGUUCUCUAUGCA